Molecule: messenger RNA, 2335 nt
Organism: Styela clava
Lineage: Eukaryota; Metazoa; Chordata; Ascidiacea; Stolidobranchia; Styelidae
Source: RefSeq, a predicted model, not a curated record
UUCAGGUAAAUGAAUUAUUAGUUGUUAAUGAAUUUUAAGAGUAUAUGAUUGCCCUAACAUGAAAAGAGAACAAAAUGGAAUCAAGUCAUCUUCAAACUGAAACGAACUUGCUGCAAUUUCGAGACUUGUGCAACGGUGAAAGACGUGCAAAUGUAUCGCUACUUUUCAAGUCAUUCUGCAUGUUUACUUUGGCAAAUAUUUUACUAGUGGUAUACUUUACGGUGGAUCACCAGUGGGAGCAGAAAAAACUCGAUAAUGAAAUAGGUGCCAUUCGACGAAUGCUGCCUGAUUUGAAAUUUCCACAUAAUUAUCAGACAUGUAAUGAAGAAGGAAGCUUGUGUUCUUUAAAUCGGCAAAUUAUAAACGCAAAGAAAAGAUUCGAAACUUGUGAUGAGAAGCUGUCUUCGCUGAAAGUCAUGAAAAGCAUCACACAAGAGAAAGAGGAGAGUUUUGAUAUUUGGAAUUCGAUUCAAAGACCAUUUAUACAACUCGAAUUGGGUGGAAAUCACUCUCCUGCAGGAAAAAUGGACAAAAAGCAACAUUCACCAUAUUAUUUACGAGGGUGGGAGUCAAAUCAACCAGAUAUAUGUGUGAAUACCAGUCCUUAUCUGGUACAUGAGCAAAGAAUAAAAAUUAAAAAAGAUGGUUAUUACUACGUCUACAGUCAGGUCACGUUUGAAUGUUCCAGACAUAAUUCAGGCGUCGCACAAAUUCACACUCACACGGUAGAGUUACUGGAACGUAAGCCACAAAUAUUGAUGGUCAGUGUCUAUCAGCUAUGUGGAUAUGGAGAGCAGGGAAAAUCGAAAGUGUCCUAUCAGGGCGGAAUCUUCCAUCUGACCAAACGAAAUUAUCUUUCUGUCAAAAUUGAAAAACCAGAUGCAACAAAAGUACAUCAUCAUUAUGAAUAUCACAAAGCAUUUUUCGGUGCAUUCCUAAUUUAGAACUUUGUGAUAACGAUGUUUUAUAAAUUUUCACUAUUAGUGCUUUGAUGACAAAUUUCUAUGGAUUAUUUUAAUAAUUUUUCGAUUUUCACAUCGUAUGGUUUUGUACAUAUUUUCGAAACAAUGGCUAUUUAGUCCUAGCAUCUUCUGUAGAGAUGCUUAAUAUUUUAUUCAGCAGUUGAAUGAAUGAAAACAAUUUGUACAACAUAAAAUUAACUCAACUUUUAUCUCUCGAUGUACACGUGACUUCAUUUGAAUACCUAUAUCACAAAUCCAGAGCAACAGAAAACAAAAAAACGUUUAUAGAUAUUUCGCAAGACGACCUCGCGACAUACUACUCAACUGAUAUUGAAUUUGCAUUUAGUUUGCGCUAUUCUCUGCGUCUGUUACUGGAUAUUUAUAUAGUGUCAAAUACGUGAUGCUUAUAUAUCUACAUAGCUUAAUAUGAAGAUGAAAAUGAGGUUGCUUUUUAACAAAAAAACAUUGGAAAUACAUCUUAUUUAAGAACAGUUCCUUACGGAGGACUAUUCCCACUUCAUUUUCUCAAAAUUCGAUCAUUAACGUAUAUGAAAAAGCGUAUAAAUAAAAUAUGAAGAAAAAACAUCAGGCAAAUGAAACGUACUUAUGUAUAUAAAUAGAACAUUGGGAAAACUGACUUAUCGGAGUUUUCGUGUUAUAGAAUAGAUAAAUAAAAUUCUUAGAUAUGAAACAUCUGAUAAGAUUUUCAAAAAAGUAAAUUGAUAAGAUGUACCGAACACAUGACAUAUAAGAUUCCUUAGACAAUAUCAACAAUAAAUAUGAACCAUUUAAACUUAGCAUCAUGUAAACAAGAUAUGACUAGACACAUGAAAGGAUGCCAACGUAUAUGUCGAUUUUUAUAACAAUAAAUAUGUUGUUUAUUGUAACGAUAAAAUUUGAAGUAAACAUCCGAUGAAUACUAUGUACUUGUUUGUAACUUUUAAGAGCGAACCAAAAUCAUACGUCUGGCAAAAUGUGUUGACAAAAGUUAAUUCAUAUAGCUAUUUAAGCUGUUUAUAUUUUACGUUAGUUUGAGUUGAUUCGUUGGUUUAGAUCAGGGUGGUCCAAAGUUGUCGUCUCAAGGGGCCACAAAAUUAUUUUUGCCCUGUUCGCGGGCCACAAUAAUACAAAGAAUAGUUAAACAGUGCAAUGCAGAAAUGAAGAUUUUCAUUGUGCAUACACAUUUAUAAGUAUAUCUCACUUAACAAGCUAAAACACACAAAAGUCUUUCUAUCUUCAUUCAAUAUUUCAAACUCUUCGUAAUUUUUAUCGAUCAUUUUCUUUGAUGAAAUAACGCAAGCGUUGCGGGUUGUUUUCCUCGAUCUGUGUUAAAUGGAUAAAAAUCCAAAUUAUUCGCGUUCGAGUUUGCGUUG